AAAUUUAUUAAUUUUUCAGUUGCCAAACCAUUCUGUGAAGUGAGUAUUGCUCAGAGGAUGACAUCACCACUCUUCACACAGUUUAAGUACCUGGCAGUUCUCAUACAGGAAUUCCAUGUGAAAGUGGAAUUACCAUUUGUAUUUGCUGUCCUAGAUGUUCUGUUCCCAGCAGCUGAAAUGUCGCCUGACCUUUACUCGCCAGAAAAGUAUGAACAUGAUGCUUGUAUUGUUCAUGAAACUCUAACAACAACAGUGAAGAGUCAGUCAACAGGUGGACAGAGAGAUUUCUUUGAUCACUUGCAUCUCUCUCCCAUUAAGAUGCAUCUGAGUUUCUCUCUGAGCGGCAUGGAUUCUGGUGCGAGUGUUCCAGUGGGUGGACAAGUGAUUCACCUCUUCCUGCAGAGUGUUGGUGUCACUCUCACUGAGGUUCAGGAUGUUGUCUUCAGACUGGCAUACAUGGAGCGUCUCAAUCAGUGGAUGAGUUGGCAUCAAUUGAUGCAGGAAAUGAUAAUUCACUAUCGAGGACAAGUAAUCAAACAGCUUUAUGUGCUUGUCCUUGGCCUUGAUGUCAUUGGCAACCCAUUUGGUCUGGUGGUGGGCCUAACAAAAGGAGUUGAAGAUUUAUUUUAUGAACCUAUACAGGGAGCAAUUGAAGGUCCUGGAGAGUUCGCUGAAGGAGUAUUGCUGGGUGUGACCAGCUUUAUGGGUAAAACUGUGGGGGGUGCAGCUGGGGCUGUCUCUCGCAUCACAGGAACCAUUGGCAAAGGUGUAGCAGCCUUGACACUUGAUGAAGAGUACCAGAAGAGACGAAGGGAAGCAAUGCACCGCAAACCAGCUGAUGGUAUUGAAUCUCUGGCCAGAGGAGGAAAAGGCAUCGUCACAGGAGUUGUUGAUGGUGUGACAGGAGUGUUUCUGAAGCCCAUUGAUGGAGCUAAGGAAGAGGGAGUGGAGGGAUUCUUCAAGGGAGUGGGCAAGGGUAUGGUGGGUCUGGUGACUCGCCCAGCCUCUGGGGUCAUAGACUUUGCUAGUGGAUCGUUUGAUGCUGUUAUGAGGGCUACAGAUGCUACUGAAGAGGUAGAGCGUUACCGUCCCUCAAGACUGAUUGAUGCUGAUGGGGUUGUUCGACCAUAUGUAAAACGCUUUGCAGAAGGAGCUAAAAUGUUGCAGGAACUAGAAAAAGGACGAUAUGCAAAAACUGACUUGUACAUAGCUCAUGCUAACAUUACUGGUAGUAAGUCCCUGCUAAUUGCUACGAACAAGCGAAUUAUGCACGUUACUCGUAAUGAUAUCCUGGGCCACCUUAAGGUUGAUUGGGUACAUACCUAUGAUGAACUCUCAGAGCCUCCUGUUCUUACUCCAAAAGGUUUACACCUUUCAGUAAAGCAGGAAAAGAAACGGGUUCUGGGAAUGUUUGGUGGUGGUGACAACUCCAAAGUAGUACAUAUAAAUUGCCAAGAACAAGCAGAGUGGUUUGUGUCUGCACUGAAGAAAGUCUACUAGAGGGCAAGUCAAGAAGACUGUUUUGAUGUUCUCUUACCAGAGAUAAACAGCAUCUAGCAGAAAUAUCUGAACAUGGUACUCUGUAGAAAGUAAUGAUCUGUGAACAAAUAAAAAUGACUAAAUAGUAAAUACACAUGCAGAACUGUAUCCUUACUUACAGGAAAACUGAAGAACCCCUCUACAUAAAUUAGAAAGUUACUGAGCAUGUACAGAAUUGCAGAUCUUGAAAGCUACUUAAGUGCACAUUUUAAGCCAUUGAAAUGAAGUGUAAUGUGCAUCCUUUAUCUAUGAAUAUAAAAUGAAUGAGAUGCCUAAAGAAAAAACAAUGGGACAUUUUAACAAUUGUGGUUUCUAAUGGCCCCCUUUCCCCCCCCCCCC
Messenger RNA from Cherax quadricarinatus, 1878 nucleotides. The record is from RefSeq and is a predicted model, not a curated record. NCBI's taxonomy places the organism in Eukaryota, Metazoa, Arthropoda, Malacostraca, Decapoda, Parastacidae.